ACAGCCAUUUUACAAUUUUGUGUAGAACCUUGUAGAAAUUCUACCUGACAAAAUGUUCAACCACUGUCCGCCGUGUUGAGGCAAAAUUCUGACAGACCAACCCCAGAGUAAAGAUGGGUUGGCGAUACUAUUUGUGAUAGCUGGUACCGGUACCAUACUGUACAUCUACUCGUCGUCUCUGUUGUGGUUGCAUUCACCAUGCCCUCGCUCUUGUCUGAUCGCUGCUCUUGUCCCGGUCCACCACACGUGGAUCUGACCGAGGCGUACAUCGCUCAACAUCAAGCAUCAUCACAGCCUCCGCCUGAAUCGCUCAGGGACUGCGAGCGAAGCCUAUUGAGUAAUUUGAAAGAACACGGAUGGUCACAUGUCACUGUCAGGCUGUCGGAUCUUCCCCAAGGCUCUCCUCUUGUCGUUUCCUCGGCAGAUGACGCCAUGAAGGAUGCCAAAUUCCAAUGGAAGAACCCCAAAGAGUCCAUUUUGCGUCUAUUUGAUGAUUCAGCUUUGAUACCAAAUGCUACCUACCGAACUUCUGAAAGUGGAGCUCCUGGCGAAAGCUCCGUGGAACCAAAAAAGUCAUGGGAAUCUAGACGUUGCACCUCUUACAACAACAAUAAUCAGAACGACGAACAGUCAGAAGCAUCACCAUUGGAUUCGGUCACGAACGCGUUGCAUUCCAUCAUUUGUACCGUGAAUUGGCUGCUGCACUUGCCACCCAAUCUGUUGAUUGCCCAAAGACAAGAUACCCCUGGCACACCAACAAGACACCAAUAUGGUUGUUUCUGCAACAAACACCAAGAUGGUUGCAACUCACAUGGACCUUGCAAUCUGGAUUUAUUGAGAGUUUUUCACUAUGACAAAGUGGAACCGCCAAAGAACCAAAACGAUGCGAUCAUGGGAAGUUCCCCGCAUACUGACUGGGGUUCGUUCACGGUUGUGUGGCAAGACACCGUGGGUGGAUUGCAGACGUAUUGCCGCACUUGUCAGGCGUGGCGAGAUGUUGAGGCAUCGUUUGACGAUAAUCUACUUCGGUUUGUCAUACACGUCGGGGACGCCACGAGUUUGGCAAUGAACUGUGGCCGUGAGCUGUUGGGUGAUGGAGAGCAUCCAUCGAGUCCCUUCUUCCCGUCACCCAAGCACCGCGUUCUCUCCCCAGUCACUGAAACCAGAGUAUCGCUCGUCUACUUUGUGUAUCCUUCCCCAGGGCAAUCAUUGGAAUCUCUUGCAAGUGGGGUAGCUUCUUGGCUGGAGACGGACCAAGGGAAAAGAGGAGGAGCGCAUGCCAAAACACCAUCACACGGCCACAUUCCCUAUGAACACUACUAUCUUCUGCAUGAUCAAUCAGAAAGCAAUAGGAAUAGGUUGCCCAAGGAUGUCUAUUUGGAAAUUUGCAAGCGCUCCAUGGAGCAGGUUUUCGCAGAAAAAUGGACACAGGUCCAGAGGUCAUGAUUAAAUUAAAUUAUCCACCGACGGGCUCGCCCUUUCCAUUAGCUUUGUUGGGUAGCUGUCGGAUAGCAGUCUAGCUAGUGGUGGUGCCCGUACCGGUGCCGGUACAAGAGGGGAUAACUUAAAAGUAAAAGAAAAAGGAGAGCCUCGAGUGACAUUCGAUUGGCACCCGUACCGUACGCACGUUCCAAUCGAAUGAUUCUCGUGAAAAACAACAACAACCAACCAAAAGGCCAACUUGGAAGUCAAAGAGAAGAAGCAGUGCUCCCUACAAUUUGAAGGUAGGGGUUGACUCCAGUUUCGACUUUUCAGUACCAAAGCCUCUACGUAUCAUAAUGAAAACAACAAUCAAUUCGUACCUCUUUGCUAAAACAGGUCCAGAUGCCCACCUCUGGCAGCACAUGCACAAGUGCCUUCAUCCCAGGGACAGCCAUUUUGACGUGCCCAUUUCAACAGGUCCAGAUGCCCACCUCU
Messenger RNA from Seminavis robusta, 1917 nucleotides. The record is from the annotation of a GenBank genome assembly. NCBI's taxonomy places the organism in Eukaryota, Bacillariophyta, Bacillariophyceae, Naviculales, Naviculaceae.